Molecule: messenger RNA, 1024 nt
Organism: Coffea arabica (coffee)
Lineage: Eukaryota; Viridiplantae; Streptophyta; Magnoliopsida; Gentianales; Rubiaceae
Source: RefSeq, a predicted model, not a curated record
UCAGAUUUUUUUUCCUACUCAUACCGAAAUCAAUUUCGUGAUUUUCAACCAGCUUGUACAAAAGAAGUGGAGUACGUCACGAAUCAACUUUCAUAGCCAGACUGAAGUUUUACCAACCAAUCAAAAUGCAAAUACCACUAGUUUAAUCAAUCUUUCCACCAAACAAAAUCUAUUAGAUUAAUCAAUCAAGAUGUCCAGAAUUUACGACAACUGGGAAAGGCUAGUCGGAGCUACACUGCUCAGGGAGGAGCUCCGGCUCAUUGCUCAAAGAACUCCCAGCGAUCUUUCUUCAGCAUCAUCAAUACCAUCACCAUCUCUAUCACCAUCGCCAUCAUCGCUGGCCAGGAGUUCAUUUACAUACGAUGAAAUUCUCCAAGCCACCGAUAACUUCAGCAGCUCCAACUUGAUCAUGUAUGCCCGCACAGGGGAUCUGUUUUGGGGUGCUUUAGAUGCUGGAAUUCGGGUAGUAGUGAAGAAAGUUGACUUGUCGUUGAUCAAUAGAAUUUCCUUCAUGCAAGAACUGGAAUUUUACAACAAGGUUUCUCAUCCUAGAUUUGUCCCUCUUUUGGGGCACUGCUUGGAGAAUGACAAUCACAAGUUUCUUGUUUACAAAUACAUGCCUCAUAUGGACUUGCACAGCUUUUGGUUCAGGAAUGUUGUUCCAUUUUACCGCGGUAAGAAUUUAGAUUGGUUGAAGUGGGAAACGAGAUUGAAGAUAGCAAGAGGAAUUGCAGAGGGUCUGUGCUAUUUACACCAUAAAUGUGAUCCACCACUUGUUCAUAGAAACAUCGAUGCUAGUAGCAUACUUCUUGAUGAUGAUUUUGAAGUGCGGCUGGGGAGACUCCAUGAGGUCUGUACUCAAGCGAAAGAGACGAAUGGGAGUAGGUUUUCCAGGUACGUGUUUGACCAAGUAUGCAUUUGGCUAAUUUUGGUGUGCUUUCCUUUUAGGAUUUUUUUAAAAAGAUUCUUCUUAGACAUUGAUUAAUAUAUUUUUCCACGCAUGUUCCAUUUUCAAGAAAGUACU